UAGCAUAUCAUUGUUUUGCCCAACGUUAGAGAGAGUGGAGAAAAUAUUAGGCAUGGCACGAUUGAGAGUCUAUGUAUCUGGUAACCAGAGAUUUAGGCGGGCAAUUGAUUAUUCCCGUAGAGAAUCGUAUGGUCAAUCACAAGUUCGUCAAAGUGGUUUGGGCAGAGGAGGAAUGGGCAGACGCAACGCUGGCAGAAGUGGAGCUGGUGCUAGUGUUAGUAGCCCAAAACUGACAACUUAUGAUGCGUUGUCUUAUUUGAAGGAAGUUAAGGACACCUUUCUAGGCGAAAGGGAGAAGUAUGACAUCUUCCUUAAUGUCAUGCAAAAUUUUAAGGCUCAAAGAAUGGAUACUAUUGGUGUCACAACAAAAUUGAAAGAUUUGUUUAAAGGGCAUCCUAGGUUGAUCAUUGGAUUCAACACUUUCUUGCCCAAGCGUUAUGAAAUAACCCUCAAUGAUGAAGAUGAGGCUCCUCCAAAGAAAGUUGAGUUUGAAGAAGCGAUCAACUUUGUGAACAAAAUAAAGACACGUUUCCAAAAUGAUGAUCAUGUGUACAAAUACUUCUUAGACUUUUUGGACAUGUAUUGGAAGGAGCACAAGGGAAUCAAUGAGGUGUACCGUGAGGUUGCCGUACUUUUCAGUGACCAUCCAGAUUUGAUAGAUGAGUUCACUAGAUUCAUGCCAGAUACUUCAGGAACUGCCAAUCCAUUGCCUCUGAAGCGCUGCCCUAUGGAUAGGAUUGAGGAUUAUAAAGAACCUGAUAAUAAGAACGAACUGGAUCUAAGCAAGAAGCAGCACCCUGGUAAAAUGAAUUCUUUUGGGAAGUUUGAAGAUGCCCUGAAAAAUUCGUGUAGCAAAGGGUUCACUUUCUGUGAAAAGGUAAAGGAAAGCCUACAAAGUUCAGCUGAUUAUCUGUCAUUCUUAAACAGUCUCCGUAUUUACAGCACAGAAACGAUUACAAGGAACGAGUUACAAAGUUUGGUUGCUCAUAAACUUGGAAAAUAUCCUGAUCUUAUGGAGGGUUUCAGUGAAUUUUUGGACUGUUAUGAUCGAGUUGAUAUGUAUACAAAAGGGUUCACUUUCUGUGAAGAGGUAAAAGAAAGACUGGGAAGUCCAGCUGAUUAUCAGACAUUCUUGAAAUAUCUUCGUAUUUACAGCAGAGAAAUAAUUACAAGGGAGCAGUUACAAUGUUUGGUUGCUAAUACACUUGGAAAACAUCCUUAUCUUAUGAAGCGUUUCAAUGAAUUUAUAGAGCGUUAUGAACGAGCUGUUGGAUUUCUUGUAGGUGUAAUGACUAAGUGGAAUGAAGAGCAUACUAAUUUCAAGUUAGUAAAGGAAGAAGAGAAAGACAAAGAGGCUCCUCCACAGGGAAUUGAGUCUGAAGAAGCUAUCAGCUUUGCGGAGAAAGUAAAGGAACGUUUUCGAAACGACAAUCAUGUGUACAAAUCCUUCUUAAACAUUUUGAAGAUGCACAACAAGGAGCACAAGAACAGCUAUGAAGUCUACCAUAAGGUCGCCAUACUUUUCAAGGAUCAUUCGGAUUUGUUUGAUGAGUUCACUAAAUUAUUGCCAGAUUCUUCAGCUGAUUUCAUGCUUAGGAAUGUAUUGAUCAGUUAACCAUCCUCUUUAGUUCCUUAUAAUAAUGCUAUUGGUAUGACUUAAGCUUCCCAAGGAGUUCGACUUGAUAUUCUUAGGAAGAUUGGUUCGUUGCUUGGAAUUCUUUGUUCUAUUUCUAAUGACUAGAGAUUCAGUUUUAUUAGCAAUAAAAAUAUUAGUACUAAAUGGUUUGUUUGAAUAAUAUCAUCUUUCCUUCCAGCA
Molecule: messenger RNA, 1816 nt
Organism: Solanum dulcamara
Lineage: Eukaryota; Viridiplantae; Streptophyta; Magnoliopsida; Solanales; Solanaceae
Product: paired amphipathic helix protein Sin3-like 2
Exons: 13
Coding region: 53-1615 (520 amino acids)
Biological process (GO): negative regulation of transcription by RNA polymerase II
Cellular component (GO): histone deacetylase complex; chromatin
Molecular function (GO): transcription corepressor activity
Source: RefSeq, a predicted model, not a curated record